Messenger RNA from Ostrea edulis (European flat oyster), 1752 nucleotides. Its product is annotated as F-box only protein 7-like. The transcript is spliced from 11 exons. Bases 84 to 1679 code for a protein of 531 amino acids. NCBI's taxonomy places the organism in Eukaryota, Metazoa, Mollusca, Bivalvia, Ostreida, Ostreidae. Gene Ontology annotation, molecular function: protein kinase binding. Gene Ontology annotation, biological process: positive regulation of autophagy of mitochondrion; autophagy of mitochondrion. The record is from RefSeq and is a predicted model, not a curated record.
CUUUUAUAUUUCGAGGUAGAAAAUGUAGAUGUUGGUAAACUUUGACAGAGACGAAAUCCUCGGCUGAUGAUCGGGAAAGAAUAAUGAAAUUUCGAGUAAAAUACAGAAAUGUGAGCAGAACUGUCACUGUGGAAGAAGAUGACGGCUCCGGCAGGACGCUUUCUGAUCUGAAUGGCGCCGUCUCAGAGACGUUUAGUGAUUUAUUGGCAGGGGCAUUUUACUUGAGCUUGAAUAAGAAGGACAAACUCGGGGAGGAGAGCCAGACCCUGGAAGACCUGGGACUUGUGUCGGGGGAUCUUCUGUAUAUUGUCAGCGAUGAACCAGAAAUUGAAGGAGUUCAUGAGCAGCAGCAACCCUCUGUUCAGAGAUCCACAAACAGACCUCUAGGACUGCUCGACACACAGGUUCAGAGUUUUCCACAUCCCAGAAAUGACCAACCUUCAACCUCUAGACAAAGCCAAACACAGAAUGAAAAUCCUCAAAAUCAGCCAUCUUGUUCAACAAAUGAUUCUCAAAUAGAGGCUGAGAACAUUCAAAGUGAGGCUGUGUAUCCAGUUGACCCUGUUGUUGUGAGGCAGUGUCUUAGUGAGCCAAGACUGUGCAGUGAGUCCACGCUGGGCCGAGUACCAGCUCUGCUGAGUGAGUUGUACUCAGACUUACAUUGCCAGUAUCAUGAGGAGGCUCUUUGUCUGGUUCUUCAUGCACUCAUGUUGGAGGCUGGGUACCAGUCAAUCACACCUACAGAGAUCAGUCACCCCCAGCAGUGUGAUUUCCCGUCAAACUCCGAGGUCGGUCCCAGUCGCUCCUGGAGGGACAGAGCCCCUGCCUUCUACAGUCUAGAUUACACCCACCCCACCAGCGACCCCUCCGUGUAUACACUUACUGCUGUACCCAUGGGAGCCUCUCUUAUUGUACAUGGACAUAUCAAGAUGGCUGACGAUGUAGAGAAGUGCCAGUGUCAACUGAAAACAUUGGAUUUUGUUCGAAUUUUAACCCCAGAGCCAAACACUUGUUACCAGAAUCUACCCAAAUUGUCCAGAAUGUUUAAGGAUGCUGUGUGCUUACCUCUUCUUCACAAAUACAGAGACGCAAUGGAUUUGGUGCCUUUACAUGGACUACAAGCUCUAAGUAAUGAAUUGAAGCUGAAGAUUCUAGGUCAUUUAGAUGUUGUCAGUCUGUUGAGAAUGUCAGAGGUGUGUAAAGAGUUCUGCAGCCUCAGUAAUGACAGAUAUGUGUGGAGACGGCUGUUUUUGUCCCAUUUUGGCAAUCGAGCACAGAAUGUUUUAAAUCAGAACUGGAAAGAGCUGUAUAAGGCAGAAUACAGAAACAGGAAGCAGCACAGGAAGUGGCUGACUCAAAUGACGGUCUUGGUUCCUCCGUUUAUUCCAGCCGACCCCUAUACUCAAAGGAUCCCCCCACUGGCCCCAUUCGGACCUGGUGUGAUUGGAGGAGACUAUGAUUUGUACCCCCAGUUUCAUGGUAUCCCAAAUCCUAUUUUUGGACAUCGCAGUGGACAGAUGCCCAUCUUGAGGCCUCGCUUUGACCCAUUUGGUCCAGGCCAGAAUUUUCUUCCUGGUCCAGGAGGAGGAUUAUAUGACAGAAGCAGUAACAGAUCCAGGUUUUCUCAUGGAUCCAGGAGUGGAAAUUCCUGGUUUAAUAGGGGACCAAGACUGUUCUAAGAUUCUAGUAUUUAAAUCUUGUGGCUAGUUCCUUUAUUGUCCAUUUUGUUUUACAUAAAUGUUUAAACUAGUA